This is a messenger RNA of Lepisosteus oculatus (spotted gar), 3582 nucleotides long. It is a transcript of the gene elp2, whose product is annotated as elongator acetyltransferase complex subunit 2. Gene Ontology annotation, biological process: tRNA wobble uridine modification. Gene Ontology annotation, cellular component: elongator holoenzyme complex. Lineage: Eukaryota; Metazoa; Chordata; Actinopteri; Semionotiformes; Lepisosteidae. Gene Ontology annotation, molecular function: protein binding. The record is from RefSeq and is a predicted model, not a curated record.
AUCAAAAAUGGCGGCGUCCAUAGCUGAAACAUGUUUUGUUUCAUGUUGUGCGAAUCGUACUCCUAAUGUGCUUUCCUGGGGAAGAGGAGGAAUUGUUGCCUUCGGAACAUGCAAUUCUGUCGCUCUGUAUCAUCCAAAGAGGAGAACUAUCUUUGCUACUCUGAAUGGACACACAGGCAGAGUAAACGCUGUUAAGUGGGUGCUCAGGAAUGACUGUGGUGCAGAAACAGAAUUGGUAUCAGGAGGGUCUGAUAAUCAAGUCCUUGUGUGGGAAGUCCAGGAUGGUAAGUUCACCAAGUCUGGACAGUGUGAGGGCCACACUCGGGCUGUCUGUGCAGUGGAUGCAAUUUACUUGGAUGUGGACUCCCGCCAGUUGCUCAUUGCCUCUGCUGCCUCUGACUCGACUGUUAAAAUCUGGAUGAAGCAGGACUCAAAGACACAGUGCCUCCAGACACUCCCUUUUGGAAAUGGGUUCAUGAUGGAUCUUUCACUUGCAUUACUGCCAGGAACUAGAGUUCCCAUUCUGGCAUGCGGUGGGGAUGACUGCCGAAUCCAUUUAUUUACGCGACAGGAAGAGCAGUUUGAAAAGGCCCUUUCACUGCUUGGGCAUGAAGACUGGAUCCGAGGAGUGGCGUGGGCAGUCAGGGAUGGGGAAGUUUUAUUAGCAAGCUGUGCACAAGACUGUCUGAUAAGAAUGUGGAAAGUGCUUGCAAAGUCAGACAUCGGUGAAGAUCUAGAUGAAGAGACCAUCAAAAUGAAAGAGUUCGUCUUUUCAGUGAAAUUGAAGGAUUCUUCCUUAUCCUUUGCUGUUACCCUUGAGACAGUUCUGGCCGGCCAUGAAAACUGGGUGUAUGGGGUGUGUUGGCAGCCUUCUUUCCUUAGAGAUGGCAUUGUCCAACAGCCAAUGCGCCUGCUUUCUGCCUCUAUGGAUAAAACUAUGAUUCUGUGGGCCCCUGAUGAAGAGUCGGGUGUGUGGCUUGAGCAGGUGCGUGUCGGAGAGGUGGGUGGGAACACUUUGGGGUUCUACGGCUGUCAGAUGAGUCCAGAUGGAUCUAUGAUUCUGGCCCAUGCCUUCCAUGGUGCACUGCACCUCUGGUACCAAGACCUGUCCAAGGAGGGGGAGUGGAGUCCAGGGGUUGUGGUUUCUGGCCAUUUCAACAGUGUUCAGGACCUGAGCUGGGACCCUGAUGGUGAAUUCCUUGUGAGCGUGGGCGCUGAUCAAACUGCUCGGCUCUUUACUCCUUGGAAAAAGAAGAAUCAGACAGAGGUUACGUGGCAUGAAAUUUCUCGACCUCAGAUUCACGGGUAUGACAUGCAGUGUCUGGCAAUGGUGGGCCGCUUCCAGUUUGUUUCUGGAGCUGAUGAAAAGGUCCUCAGGGUCUUCAGGGCCCCACGGAAUUUUGUGGAAAACUUCAGCAACAUUACAGGGACGCCCCUUGAAAAACUAUGGUGCUCCACGGACACAACUGAUCUCCCAGAAGGAGCCAGUACACCUGCAUUAGGGCUUUCUAACAAGGCCGUCUUUCAAGGUGAUCUAGUGCCCCAGGGCUCAGAGGAUGAAGGACAGUUCAACACUGUGUCUGACCAGUACAAAGAGUCCUACUUCCAGCCACUCAGUCUCACAGAGCCUCCUCCUGAGGACCAUCUUCUACAAAACACACUGUGGCCUGAAGUACAAAAACUGUAUGGACAUGGUUAUGAAAUGUUCUGCGUGGCUUCUAACAAUGCAAGAACUGUUGUUGCCUCUGCGUGCAAGGCCUCUAAGCCAGAGCACGCGGCCAUCCUUCUGUGGAGCACUUCGAGCUGGAAGCAGCUGCUCAGUCUUCCCCUGCACAGCCUCACCGUCACUCAGAUGGCCUUCUCCCCCGAUAACCGGUUCCUGCUGGCUGUCUCCAGGGACAGAACAUGGUCACUGUGGAGGCAGCAGGAGGACAUCCACACUGAUUCAGAGCCUUGUUACACUCUGUAUACACACACUCAUAAGAAUAACUCGGUCCACACUCGGAUCAUCUGGGCUUGCGACUGGAGCCCAGACAGCAAGUAUUUUGUGACAGCAAGCAGAGAUAAGAAGGUUAUUAUAUGGGGAGAAGGCAGCUGUGAUGAAAAUGUAGAGAAAAACUGCCAACUAAUGGUUUGUCCCCGGUCUUCAGUGUUGGAUGUGGGGGAUGCAGCCACUGCUGUCAGCUUUUGCCCUAUGCAGUAUCCAGAUGGAAGUUACAUCCUGUCUGUGGGUCUGGAGUGUGGGAGGAUUGCUCUGUACAAAUGGAAGCUACUGACAGAUCCAUCUGCAGGAACAGACUGGAUUAAAUGUGGAGAGAUGGAUGAAUUCCAGCGCCAUGCCCUGUCAGUCAAGAGGCUCCGCUGGAGACCGGUGGGUGGUAGGGCUGGCCAUGCAGAUGACACUGGGGACAGCGGGUGGACACAGCUGGCCAGCGCAGGAGCUGACCACUGCAUCAAAAUAUUCAAUAUCAACAUCCGGACUCUUUAGUUGUUGGAGCUCAGUAACUGGAGGAGGAGCAUGCAGUCACGCCAUACUGUACAACCAUACGAGUGUCGCCUGGAAGUGUCACUAAAAGGAUUCAGACAGGUGUGAGGUGUAGUGAUAGUUGUUCUCUUGUUUGAAGUGUAAAUACAUUUGGAACUUUCAUGUUAUCAAAAAAAAACAUUUUAAAAAAGAAUUCUGAAACUCAUUUUGCAUUUUUAAAUUGAGAAGUCCGUCUAAGAGGGCCAGUGAGAGUGAACCAGUUUUCUAGAUUUCUAUAGACAUGAGUUUGUUUUGGAUGGUGAAAGUGGAAAUCACAAAUGGCAGGAAACGUAUACCUUACCUCCGAGUAAUACUGCUGUACUUUUAAUCAAAUACCAUCGAUGAGGAAAUGCUUCAGUAUGCCCUAUUUUCAGUGGUUGCCUUCCUUGGCCAAAAUGAGUUCUGGUGAAACCCUUCAAGAAACUGGUAGUGUUCCUUUACUUUAAAUUCUUGCUUUGCCAAAGAGACUAGAAGGACUGACAUGGGAAUGCUUGGUGCUGCAAGUAGGGGAUUAAAAUAUUCCUCGAAGUUAUCAGGGUUAUUUAAAACAAAUCUCUGAGGACUUUGGUUGCAGAUACCUCAUAAUGGGAUUUAUGGAUUAAAGCUCCCAGUUGCCAAUGGGUUAUUUGAUAUGACACUAAAAAGAGAAAACUAACAGCACUUCACUCUCUCCCGUCUCUGAUCCUUGUGAAUGGGGUAAUUUGCAUAUUGGGAAGAGUCUCAUGACAGUUUUAUCUGUCCAAGAAUUCCUGUGUGCAAACGUGUAGGAAUAGCAGAGCUUCCAUUACCAAGGAUCUUACACUGAAUUAAAUUGUGUGCUUAUUCUGUUUAUAGGGUACACAUUUGUGGUUUUUUUUUAUAUUCAGAGAAAUGCACAGAAUUCACAUUCUUGUUGGUUGGUGUGUUUAUCAACGAAGAGAAUUAGCCUAAAAUAGUUGAAGAAAUGCAGCUUGUUCAGCUAAAUGUUUCUCUCUAUUCCAUCUGAGGUCUCAAUUGCCUCUGUGCUUUACUUGUUAGAUUUUUAUUUAUGUCGGAAUAAAAUUGAUUUUCAAAUCCAA